CGCAGCCCGCCGGCCCGGAGGACAGCGCCCAGCCGGCAGCCGCCUGAGGGACCGGACGGAUGCGUCUCAGAGACAGACCUAUGGUAAGAUGCCACUGCCUGGCCAGAGAAGAGGGGGUCCCCGGGAGCCUCACCACGCCAAGUUCCCGCCUCUCGGUCCCCUGGAUGUCAGCAUGGCCACCACAAACCUGGAGAACCAGCUGCACAGCGCACAGAAGAACCUCCUGUUCCUGCAGCGGGAGCACGCCAGCACGCUCAAGGGGCUGCACGCUGAGAUCAGGCGGCUGCAGCAGCACUGCACGGAUUUAACAUAUGAGCUGACACUCAAGAGUUCUGAACAUCCAGGCGACGCGUCUUCCAGGAGUGCAGAGCUGAAGAGGCGCUGUGAGGAGCUGGAGGCCCAGCUGCGAGCCAAGGAGGACGAGAACAGCGAGCUGCAGCGCGAGCUGGAGCAGAAGAACGCCGUCAUCACCGUGCUGGAGAACGCUGUCCGCGAGCGUGAGAAGCGCUACCUGGAGGAGCUGAAGGUGAAGAGCCACAAGCUGAGCCUGCUGUCGGGCGAGCUGGAGCAGCGCGCCAGCACCGUGGCCUACCUCACCGCGCAGCUGCACGCCGCCAAGAAGAAGCUGCUCGGCUCCGGCGGCACCUCCGAGGCCAGCCCCGCCGGCAGCCCCGCGCUGGCCAGCUACAAGCCGGCGCCCCCCAAGGACAAGCUGCCCGAGACACCGCGCCGCCGCAUGAAGAAGAGCCUCUCAGCCCCACUGCACCCCGAGUUUGAGGAGGUCUACAGGUUUGGGGCCGAGAGCCGCAAGCUGCUCCUGCGUGAGCCAGUGGACGCCAUGCCCGACCCCACCCCGUUCCUGCUGGCCCGUGAAGCGGCCGAGGUCCCGCUCCUCAAGGAGCGGCCACUCGUCAUCCCGCCCAUUGCCUCGGACCGCGGCGCCGGCGGGCAGAACAGCCCAGCCCGGGAGAAGCCACACAAGGCCCACGUCGGUGUGGCCCAUCGCAUCCGCCACGCCAGCCCACCGCAGGCGCCGCCCGAGGUGGAGACGCUGGUGGUGGACCAGGUGAACGGGGGCAAGGUGGCACGGAAGCACUCAGGGACGGACAGAACUGUGUGACGCCGCCGGCCACGCCCAGCUGUCCACGCACUGUGACCCACGCAGGAACCUCGCCCACACCUCAUUCCCAUGCAUGCCAAAUUGUUUUCAGACCUGCCCACCGACACCCCACUCCUCUCAUCCCUCCUGAUACCAAAAUGCAAUCACGUCCCCACUGCAAAACAUGUAUUUAUGACACUGAGGCCAAACACUCGCGCACCGAUCGCUUGCUUCCUUCGCACCGUGCGAGCUCAGUGCGUGCUCGGCCAGAGUGCACCGCCACGUGACGUUCUGACGCGCGUUGCCUCGACGUCCUCCCCAUUCUAGGGCAGCCUGCUUGGAGCACCCCACUCCUCCCCGCAGACCCCUCCCAGGGGGCACCAUCACCGAGCGUGUGUCUAAAUAAGAUGGCGCUGCUCCGCUCAGCACCACAGCCUGAAUGUGUCUUCAUAGUUUUUUGUUAGUUUCAUCCAAAAUGUUCAAGAUCCCAACAAACUUUAUUUUCUAAACCUGC
Molecule: messenger RNA, 1613 nt
Organism: Octodon degus (degu)
Lineage: Eukaryota; Metazoa; Chordata; Mammalia; Rodentia; Octodontidae
Gene: Ccdc92
Product: coiled-coil domain containing 92
Exons: 5
Coding region: 89-1120 (343 amino acids)
Cellular component (GO): centriole
Source: RefSeq, a predicted model, not a curated record